CUGGAUAGAGCUUUUCCAUAUCCAGAAUUAUUCCCUCGCUACCCUUUUUCCUUCUGAGGUGGAAUCUUAUUCAAAUCACACUGAAGAGACCGCCUGGCAGUCAUGGCUAGCGAAGUAACGGAAUCCAUACCUUCCCCCGCGCAAGGAGUCGGCCCGAUAUACUGGCCAGAGGGCGAGAAGCCAACAGCGACGGUAUCUAAAGAUAUACCAUAUGAGAACGUCCAUGUUUUACCUCAAACGCCUCAACUUAUUGCCCUCUUGACUAUGAUCAGAGACAAGAGAACCGGUCGCGCUGAUUUCAUAUUCUAUUCAAACAGAAUCAUCCGUCUCUUGGUUGAAGAGGGUCUCAACCAUCUCCCUGUCGUGGAGCAAUCGGUCACGACUCCUGUAGGUCGGGCCUAUCUUGGUGUUAGGUUUGAAGGCAAAAUAUGCGGCGUAUCAAUUAUGAGAGCCGGUGAGGCGAUGGAGCAAGGGCUGAGGGAUUGCUGCCGAUCGGUCCGCAUUGGGAAGAUAUUGAUACAGAGAGAUGAAGAAACGUGCAAGCCAAAAUUGUUCUAUGAGAAACUUCCGACCGACAUAUCUAGUCGCUGGGUUUUGCUGCUUGAUCCGAUGUUUGCAACUGGAGGCUCCGCUACACUUGCUGUUGAGAUUCUGAAGGCAAAGGGCGUGCCUGAGGAUCGCAUUUUAUUCCUGAAUCUUAUUGCAAGUCCUUCGGGAGUUGCAGAUUUUGCUGAACGCUUUCCCAAACUCAGAGUUGUCACUGCGUUUAUUGACCAAGGUUUAGAUGACAAAAAAUACAUAAUUCCGGGCCUUGGUGAUUUUGGUGACCGGUAUUAUACGUUAUAGGCAUCAGGCGGUUUCGAUAUUUGUAGUUGCUUCGACUAAAGGUAUAUCCGUUUACCUAUGACGUGAGGGAUGGAGCCUAGCCCUAUAAAUUACCAGCCUUGUUUUCUGAUAAUUCCCAGAUCCAAGGCUGUGAAGUCUGGAUCAUCCCCCCUCCCCUCCCCUCCCCGGGCAAACUCUUGUUAUAUGUACCAGGCUCCCUGACCAUUCCUUCGUUCAGAAUAUAUACCUGAAAGGCUUGUGUUUUUUGCCAGGGUGAGAAAUUUUGGCAUAUACACAGAUUAGGAGGGAAACAAACUAAUUAAAUGAGUAGCAAGG
Messenger RNA from Aspergillus steynii IBT 23096, 1161 nucleotides. Its product is annotated as uracil phosphoribosyltransferase. Bases 103 to 846 code for a protein of 247 amino acids. Lineage: Eukaryota; Fungi; Ascomycota; Eurotiomycetes; Eurotiales; Aspergillaceae. The transcript has 4 exons. The record is from RefSeq and is a predicted model, not a curated record.